AUGUGCGGCCCUGAGCUGUGGCAGGGAUGUGGCAACGCAGAAGGGAGCCAGGGGAUGGGCUCCCAGCAAUCUGGGGGCCAUGGAGACUGGUUUGAGCACAGGGGGAGUGGGCUAGGGCUAGCCCUGGUGGUGGCACAGAAUGUGGCCCUGUACACAGGCGACCCCAACCUGGGGCUGGAGCUGUUUGAGGCAGCUGGAGACAUCUUCUUCAAUGGGGCCUGGGAGCAGGAGAAAGCCGUGUCCUUCUACCGGGUGUACCUGCAGUGUGUGAGAGGAAGGAGGCUGGCGAAGGUGGGUGUGGCCACCUCGCCAGGUGUGGGUCUUGAGGGAACUUCUGCUUCCUUUCAGGUGGCACAGAAUGUGGCCCUGUACACAGGCGACCCCAACCUGGGGCUGGAGCUGUUUGAGGCAGCUGGAGACAUCUUCUUCAAUGGGGCCUGGGAGCAGGAGAAAGCCGUGUCCUUCUACCGGGACCGGGCCCUGCCCCUGGCAGUGACUACGGGCAACCGCAAGGCGGAGCUGCGGCUGUGCAACAAGCUGGUGGCACUGCUGUCCACGCUGGAGGAGCCCCAGGAGGGCUUGGAGUUUGCCCACAUGGCCCUAGCACUCAGCAUCACUCUGGGGGACCGGCUGAACGAGCGUGUGGCCUACCACCGGCUGGCCACCCUGCACCACCGGCUGGGCCACGGCGAGCUGGCGGAGCACUUCUGCCUCAAGGCCCUGUCGCUCUGCAACUCGCCGCUGGAGUUCGACGAGGAGACCCUCUACUACGUGAAGGUGAACCUGGUGCUCGGUGACAUCAUCUUCUACGACCUGAAGUUCUGCUUUGCAGAUGGGAAAGUGAGUCUGGGAACCUGGAAGGGACUGGCCAGAGCUGCCCAGGUGACCGCAGGGAGCCACGUCUUCACACCUGCCCCUUUGGCCUGCACCCCAGGGGACCGGCUGAACGAGCGUGUGGCCUACCACCGGCUGGCCACCCUGCACCACCGGCUGGGCCACGGCGAGCUGGCGGAGCACUUCUGCCUCAAGGCCCUGUCGCUCUGCAACUCGCCGCUGGAGUUCGACGAGGAGACCCUCUACUACGUGAAGGUGAACCUGGUGCUCGGUGACAUCAUCUUGUACGACCUGAAGACUGCGGAUGGCAGUGCACGCCCCCUCCAUUCUGGCUUCUCAGCUGCCCACCAGGCCAUCCCUCUCUGCCAGGCCACCUGGAGCCUGGCCGUGUGCAUGCGGGGUGGACAGCACCUGGAAUACUUGGGCCGGCUUGGCUGGGGGCUGCGGUUCCUGUGCAGGGUGGAGUUAGCGCCCCAUCCCAUUCCCUGGCCCCAUGGCCCCUCUGAGAAGACCCUCCACAUACUGCCAGGCCUUGACCACCAGUAG
This is a messenger RNA of Mandrillus leucophaeus (drill), 1380 nucleotides long. RefSeq names its product SH3 domain and tetratricopeptide repeat-containing protein 1-like. Lineage: Eukaryota; Metazoa; Chordata; Mammalia; Primates; Cercopithecidae. The coding region runs from base 1 to 1380 and encodes 459 amino acids. The transcript has 8 exons. Gene Ontology annotation, molecular function: protein binding. The record is from RefSeq and is a predicted model, not a curated record.